This is a messenger RNA of Silurus meridionalis, 2185 nucleotides long. RefSeq names its product tripartite motif-containing protein 29-like. The record is from RefSeq and is a predicted model, not a curated record. Lineage: Eukaryota; Metazoa; Chordata; Actinopteri; Siluriformes; Siluridae. Bases 1015 to 2004 code for a protein of 329 amino acids. Gene Ontology annotation, molecular function: zinc ion binding. The transcript is spliced from 6 exons.
AUGAAUAAUUUGGUAGCGCCUGCCUGACGGCAGUUUGUUGAACAGGCUGUGUGCUGUGAACGAGAUCAGCUGUGAUUUAUUGAGCAUUUCUCAUACACCGUGUGUGGCUGGGAGUUUAUUUCCAUAAAUGAGGUCUGGAUGGAGUUAUCUUGAAUUGAAGACCACUAUGCGCAUCUUCUAUCCAGCGUCUACCUCCCCUCUCCAGGCUCUUCUCAACCUGCUCCCUACUCUCACCACAAAUCACAAUAUCAUCCACAAACAUCAUAGUCCAUGGAGUCUUCUGUCUGGCCUCGUCCAGCAACCUGUCCAUCACCACUGCAAACAGGAAAGGGCUCAGAGCUGAUUCUUGAUGCAGGUCCACCUCCACCUAAUAUUUUAUAAAUAAAUUACAUUUUAUAAAAUUGAAUUAAAUUGAAUCAAAUAGAAUAGAAUUGGUUUUCUAAAACCUUUCCUUGGUUGGUGAUAGUUCAGGAUGGUCAUCCUUAUCAAACCAUAUACUGAUCCCUUAUAGCCUGUAGUUAGGUGUGGAGAGAUCCUGUAAGGAAUCAAGCCCAUCAGGAGUGAAAUUGUAACUAGAUAAACAUGAUCUUUCAGAAGAACCGUGGACAAACCAGGGAGUUCAUCAUGGGCAAUGCUGACUUUGGCCACCACAGGAAAGCACAGGAGGUUUCCCAAAUAAACAAGAGCAAAAUACAGGUCGAAGAAAAUAAAAGAUGGAAGGAUAAAAGAAGAAAGGAAAAACUUUGAAAAGAGAUCCUUAGCUUUUGUUGUGUGCACCUCAGUGAUUGGGUAACAUCCCUUGGAGUUAUUUCAAUAAUGUUCACCCCUGCAUUUAUUAAGAAAUGCCUCUUCUCAUUUUACAGUCUAAACUUCCUCUUUCUAUAAGGCCACACCCAUUCUAGCUUUUUCUUAAGUGCACAGACUCAGGAAGCUCAUUGCAGAGAAAAUAAAACUUUGGAAAUCUCUUGUUUACACUGGGUGUGUGAGUACAGAAAAGUGUCUGGCGACGUUUCAAUGGAUCAAGAUCAGUUAAACUGUUCAGAAUGUAUGUAUCUCCUGAAGACUCCUGUGACUCUAAAUUGUGGCCACAGCUUCUGUAAGGUGUGUAUUAAUGGAUGCUCGGAUGAGGAUGAUGGAAAGCACAUCUACAGGUGCCCUCGGUGUAGAGAUUCUUCCACCCCAAGGCCUGUUCCACGCAAGAACAAAAUCUACAAAAAUGGUAGGAAACUUAUGAAGAAUGUACUCCAAGCUGGUUCUCCUGCCCAGUCUGAUGUUGGAACUGAAGAUGUGGACUGUGAUUCCUGCACUGGGAAAAAACGCAAAGCCAUCAAGUCCUGUCUAAUGUGUCAAGCCUCGUUUUGUGAAGCACAUCUUAAACCUCAUUAUCAGUCUCAGGCUUUUAAGCAGCACCAGUUAGUUGAAGCCUGUGCAGAUCUCCAAGAAAAGUUCUGUUUUCAACACAACAAACUGAUCGAGAUCUACUGUCGUACUGACCAAAGCUUCAUCUGUUACUUGUGUACGAUGGAUAAACACAAAGGCCAUGAUACUGUUGCAGCGAAAGCAGAAAGGACUGAAAAACAGAAUGAGCUAAAGGAGGAGCAGAUUAAAUCCCAGCAGAUGAUCCAGGAGAAGCAGGAGAAGGUGCAGGAGAUGAAACAGACUGUGGACAUUAUUAAGAAGUGUUCACAAGCAGCAGUAGAUGACAGUGAAAAGAUCUUUAAUGAGAUGAUCAGCUCCCUGGUGAAAAGGCGCUCGGAUGUGACGAAGCUGAUCAGAGUUCAGGAAAAAGCUGAACUGAAUCGAGUUGAACAACCCCUGAAGCAACUGGAGCAGGAGAUCGCUGAUCUUCAGAGGAGAGCCAGUCAGCUGGAUCAGCUUUCACACACACACGAUCACAUCUACUUCCUCCAGAGUUUCCCGUAUCUCUGUGUUUCUCCUGGACUUUACGAGCUACCCAGCUUCACUGUCAAUCUCUCAUUUGAUGGAUUUCAGAAAUCUCUUUAACAUCUAAAACAAGAAGUUGAGAAACUCUGUCAGAAGGAAUUCAGCAAAAUUCUUCCACAAGCUGCAGCAGUUCAGAAGAGUUUACCCUCACAAACAAAGAAGAGAGAUGAUUUUCUGCAAUCUGCAUCAGUUCAGAAGAGUUUACCCUCACAACCAAAGAAUAGAGAUGAAUUUCUGCAAU